UUUAUAGCCUACAUGUAGUAAGAAAAUCACAGAAAAACAAACACCGAAUAUUUUCACAAAAUAAUGGUGACCCUCAAGUCUACUUCCACCAUCUUUCCGAGCAAGCCUACACCGGGAGGCGUAUUACAGUUAUCAGAGAACGACCAAAAAAUGCAAUGGACUCAUGCACCUCUCAUCUCUAUCUACAAAACCACCAGCGACAACAAUGAAAAACCAACAACACUCGAGACUCUGAAAGACUCCCUGAGCCGUGCAUUGGUUCCCUAUUACCCACUAGCUGGUCGACUACGCUGGAUUCAUGGUGGCCGACUGGAACUCCAUUGUAAUGCCAAGGGAGCGCAGCUAUUGGAAGCUUAUUCAGAAGCAAAACUGGAUGAACUUGGCGACUUUGCGCCUACAAAGGCAGUCGAAGAUUUGAUCCCUAAGGUUGAUUAUGGUAGUCCGAUUGAGGAUUGGCCCUUGAUGCUGGUGCAAGUCACAAGGUUUAGCUGCGGUGGUCUCUGUGUUGGAACAGCCAUUUCCCACACAAUGGUUGAUGGAUGGUCUACAGCUAAAUUCUUCAACGCAUGGGCCAAGUUGGCACGAGGAGAUGAAUUGGAGGAGAAUGAGAUGCCUUUCCAUGAUCGCACCAUAUUACGAUCAUCCGAACCACUUCUGCCUCCACGCUUUGAGCAUAUAGAGUUCACAAAACCACCACUCCUACUAGGACACACUGAUGCCAAAGAGGAGCAGAUGAAAGAAACUUGUGCCACCAUAUUGAAAGUCACCAAAGAGCAAGUCCAGGGACUAAGGAAAAAAGCCAACGAGAUCCCACAUCAAGACAUGGAAAUGGUGGUGACACGACCUUAUUCUCGAUAUGAAGCAGUCGCUAGCCACUUAUGGAGGUGUAUAUGCAAGGCACGAGCGAGUGACAACUCUCAACCAACAAGACUUUCCUUAGGGCUUGAUUAUCGUAGCCGCUUGAAGCCGUCUCUCCCCCUAGGAUACUUUGGCAACACAGUUCUUCACCCAGUGACAUCAACAUGUGUCCAUGGCGACCUAUUGUCCAAGCCACUUAGUUAUGCUGCUGGAAAAAUAAGGGAAGCCAUCGAUCGUAUGACAGACGAGUAUAUAAGGUCUGCUCUUGAUUUUAUAACUAGCCAGGAGGAUGUGAGUCCUUUGAGAAGUGGCUUCCAUAUUCGUGCAUACACAAAAACACCUAAUUUCUUAGGAAAUCCCAACGUUUCUGUUGGAAGUUGGAUUAAUUUGCCAUUUUAUUGUGUGGAUUAUGGAUGGGGGAAGCCAAUAUACGUCGGUCCGGGAUUAUUAAAUGAUGAUGGCAAGUCGUUCAUCAUGUCAAGUCCAGCUGCUGAUGGAUCUCUCCUCAUAGCACUUCGUUUGCAAACAGAAUACAUGGAUUCUUUUAAGAAGCUCUUCUAUGAGGACAUCCAUUGUCACCAAGCGAAGCUGUAAAAAUCCCGAAACUUAAUUACAAGCACUCAAUUAAAUAAUAGUAUCGUUUAUCUGUAGAAUAUGUGGGAAAAGGAGGCGGGCUAUUCAUUGUCACCAAGGGAAGCUGUACGUGGCUUGCUAUUAUGUUGAUCUUAGGUUCCUUGUUUAUAAUUUCCUUAAGGUUGUGAUCAGUUGAGAAAGUGAUGGAUGAAAACUACAUUUGGGGUAUUA
This is a messenger RNA of Juglans regia (Persian walnut), 1662 nucleotides long. Its product is annotated as spermidine hydroxycinnamoyl transferase-like. Lineage: Eukaryota; Viridiplantae; Streptophyta; Magnoliopsida; Fagales; Juglandaceae. The transcript has a single exon. The record is from RefSeq and is a predicted model, not a curated record. Gene Ontology annotation, molecular function: acyltransferase activity, transferring groups other than amino-acyl groups. The coding region runs from base 64 to 1452 and encodes 462 amino acids.